UCUAUUUUCCACUACGCACCUAUUGGAAAAUGUAAUUUUUCUAAGUAUAUUGAAUUACCAUAUGAUAGUUUUGAUAUGAUUGUAACACCUCAACUAUAAUUAAUUACCCUUUUUUUUCUUGUAAAUGAGAGUGUAAUGAGUUCACUUCAAUUUUGAUUCAUUUUAUGGAUGAAAUUAAAGUGUAAUGAGUCUUAUUCACUUCUUACCCAUCCCCCAUGGAACCUUUAACACCAUCGAAUCACUUUUCAGAUAAAGAAGAAGAAGAAGAAGAACAACAACAACAACCAACCAAGAAUUUAUUCCGAUCAUCGAAAGGCCUGAAUCUGCACAACCUAUCCCAUUUCUUGGAUUGUAUAUCAACACUUUCUUGCUCUGAAUUUGAUUGAUGAGACACUGCACAGAAAUCGUCGGAGCAGAGCGAAAGAAUCGAGGAAUUCAGAUGGAGAAGAACAAUCCUUCUUGUCCUCCAAGAUUAAAUAUCAAUCUUAAAAAUCUUCCUCCAAUUAAUAACCCGCGCAAUGUUACUGGGACUCACUCCUCGAUUCCGGCUAAAUUUGAGAAAUCUAGGUAUAUUAGGCGCGUUCCUCAGUUUAUACCGUUUGAUCACCGGCCGGAAAUAAGGUCGAAUGAUUACCCUGGCUUGCCGGCGAUGAAACUAGCGUGUUCUGAUUCCGCUCGAGCUAUGAACACGAAGACGAUUCCGGUGGCUCCGUCGGCGGAUUACUUCGUUCAAAAGAAAGAUAAUUGCAAGGAUUUAGCUUCGAGGUGUAGUUGUUGCAGACAUGGCUCGACCAAAGAAGGUACUCCAGAAAAGAGAGCGGCAAAGUCCCUUCUAUUUGAGAUAUGCACUGCAAAUCACUGGCAGCCUCCUCUAUUUGAAUGCUGUGAAGAAGAAGGUCCCAGCCAUGCAAGAAAGUAUAGAUUCAAGGUUAGUAUUGAAAUGAAGGGAGAUUGUGAAGCAGUUGUGGAAUGCUAUGGAAACCUUCAAACAAGAAAGAAAAUGGCAGCAGAGCAUGCAGCCGAAGGAGCAUUAUGGUACUUAAAGAAUUUGGGAUAUCGUUUUGAAAGAUGAUAAUUAGGAAUUGUAAAGAACUAGAAAUGAGAAAUGGAAAAUGAGUAAAUCAUUUUUUGACCUAAA
Messenger RNA from Cucumis melo (muskmelon), 1138 nucleotides. RefSeq lists its product as uncharacterized. The transcript is spliced from 4 exons. NCBI's taxonomy places the organism in Eukaryota, Viridiplantae, Streptophyta, Magnoliopsida, Cucurbitales, Cucurbitaceae. The coding region runs from base 386 to 1072 and encodes 228 amino acids. The record is from RefSeq and is a predicted model, not a curated record.